AUGACUGGAGCAGCCUCCUCCGUCGUCAAGCAGGCGUCGCGAGCCUGUUCUCGCUGUCUACCGUCCGGUACCAUAUUCGGUGCAUCACAUUUCCGGCCUACCGUUGUCGCCACCUCACGACUUAUCAAUACUCGCAAUUAUGUGUCGGAAUCGAAGCCUUCUUCGGCCCAGGUCACUGAUGUGCAGUCGGCCAUCAAAGCGGACCAGAGAAAGUUCACCGAGGAGAGUGGCAAUCUCCCCUCGCAGGUAAAAAUGCCUGGUGCGCAGAUAACAGCGGAUGCCAUGAUGAGCCCUCAAGCGGGUAUACUCAAACAUGCAAGUAUUAUGGAUCAGGGCUCUCGGCCGAUCUACCUCGAUGCGCAGGCCACCACUCCCGUUGACCCAAGAGUCCUCGAUGCCAUGCUGCCAUUUUUGACUGGGCUCUAUGGCAAUCCCCAUUCGCGCACACACGCGUAUGGGUGGGAAAGUGAAAAGGCAGUCGAACAAGCUAGAGAGCACAUUGCUAGACUGAUUGGGGCCGAUCCCAAGGAAAUCAUUUUCACCAGCGGCGCCACUGAAAGUAACAACAUGAGCAUCAAGGGUGUCGCUAGGUUUUUUGGCAGAUCGGGCAAAAAGAAACAUAUAAUCACAAGUCAGACUGAGCACAAAUGCGUCUUGGAUAGCUGUCGACAUCUACAAGACGAAGGCUUUGAGGUGACCUAUCUGCCGGUCGACUCCAAUGGCCUAAUCGACCUUGCACAGCUCGAAGCCGCUAUCAAACCCGAGACUGCCUUGGUCAGUAUCAUGACUGUCAACAACGAGAUUGGAGUCAUCCAACCUGUGAAGGAAAUUGGGCAACUUUGUCGAUCCAAGAAGGUCUACUUCCACACCGAUGGAGCCCAGGCAGUCGGGAAGAUUCCCAUUGAUGUGAAUGAAUGGAAUGUUGAUUUGAUGUCCAUUUCGAGCCACAAGAUCUACGGCCCAAAGGGUAUUGGAGCUUGCUACGUCAGAAGACGACCUCGUGUCAGGUUGGACCCCAUCAUCAGCGGAGGCGGGCAAGAAAGAGGUCUCCGAAGUGGUACCCUGGCGCCGUUCCUUUCUGUUGGCUUCGGGGAGGCCUGUCGCAUUGCGAAAGAGGAGAUGGAAUACGACUCGAAGCGUAUCGCGGCCCUGUCGAAGCGGCUGCUUGAUGGCUUACUCGCCAUGGAGCACACAACCCUCAACGGUGACCCUAAACGCCACUACCCAGGUUGCGUUAAUGUUUCUUUUGCCUACGUCGAGGGAGAGUCUCUCUUGAUGGCGCUCAAAGAUAUCGCUCUUUCGUCCGGCAGUGCUUGUACUUCGGCGUCGCUCGAGCCAAGCUAUGUCCUGCGAGCUCUUGGAAACAGUGACGAGAGUGCUCACAGCAGCAUCCGAUUCGGAAUUGGACGAUUCACCACAACCAGUGAGAUUGACUACGUUCUGAACGCUGUUCGGGAGCGAGUUACUUUCCUGCGGGAAUUGAGUCCUCUCUGGGAACUUGUCCAAGAGGGUGUGGAUCUGAACACCAUUGAGUGGAGCCAACACUAG
This is a messenger RNA of Exophiala dermatitidis NIH/UT8656, 1548 nucleotides long. RefSeq names its product cysteine desulfurase. Gene Ontology annotation, molecular function: cysteine desulfurase activity; pyridoxal phosphate binding. Bases 1 to 1548 code for a protein of 515 amino acids. The record is from RefSeq and is a predicted model, not a curated record. Lineage: Eukaryota; Fungi; Ascomycota; Eurotiomycetes; Chaetothyriales; Herpotrichiellaceae. The transcript has 2 exons. Gene Ontology annotation, biological process: [2Fe-2S] cluster assembly. Gene Ontology annotation, cellular component: nucleus; mitochondrion; cytosol.